UCAAAAUGAGCAAAGAUGAACGUAAAAUGGCGGAGGUUUUUCUAACUUUUUUUGGUAUUUUUUGCACUUUGUCGGCCAUUAUUUACGGCGCAUAUAUUCUUCUGCGUUUCGAGAACUUCGAUCCUGUUCGAGUUCAUAAAUUUCUACAAACAAAUAGACCGAAUAAAAAGGAAUUUGUCGUCGGUCAUCGAGGGACGACCCUUGAAGGUCCAGAGAAUACACUCGUUGCUUUCCGUCAUGCAGCAGAAAGCGGGGCUGAUGGAGUUGAGUUUGACGUGGAUUUUACAAAAGAUGGACAUGCUAUUAUAAUACACGAUGCAACAGUUGACAGAACUACGGAUGGGACUGGCUAUGUUUCUGAUUAUACUCUGGAGGAGAUUAAAAAAUUGAAUGCAGCUGGUGACUUUAAAAAUCGGCAGAAUCUUACUUUCACACAAGUUCCAACCUUAGUUGAAACAAUAGAGACAUGUCUGGAAUUGGAAAUAAAAAUGUUUAUCGAAAUAAAGGCAUAUCGGCAUUCGGUUAAGGCAGCACUUCUUCUUAAAGAACUUUUCAGGAAAUAUGAUCUUUAUGAGAAAGCAAUUGUUUUGUCAUUUUAUCCUAAUGUGGUUUACCAGGUCCGUAGAGCAGAUCCAAAGAUCAUGGUCAUCCAGAACUGGAUUACAAGGCACAUGUCUUACAACCGAGAUGGCACGCCAAAGCAUUCUCAAUGGUGGAUGACCAAAGUGACUCGAAGUUUAGAUUAUCUUCUUGAGCUUUCUGUUCAUUCCUGGCUGUUUCAUAUUUUACGUUUUCCAUUGCGCAUCACACACCACAGUGAAGCCUCAGGAUUCUAUGUACAGCGGUGGAAAGAGUCGAAUUGAUCUCAAUCAUGGAAGGCGUAAUGUUGUAUGAAGUUUUAUUGGCUCUGCAAAAUCAACUUUGUGCAACAUAGCAUUUCUGUGUAUGAUGUCAUUAUGAAAACGGUCUAUUCGGUGGUACCAAAGGCUAUUGGCAAAUGCCAUUAUAGGAGGUGAAUUAACAUACUUUCUUCGAAGUUCUGGAGCUAUUUUGAUGUCAUUUUGCAUUCUAUAUAACAAAGUGAGGAAUGGUUAGCAACCUUUUAUUAUAUAUAGCUUAAUUCAAUGUAAUUAUAAUCUUAUUUACCUGACAUUUACAAUGUCUGCUGGAUUUCCAGCAAAACCCCCAAUAAAUCCUUUGCAGAGAAACAAUAUUAAUAGGUUUUAUCAUUUUCAACAAAGUUUAGUUCAAUAUUCUAUAGUAGCAAUUGUGACCAUGUAAAACAAA
Messenger RNA from Dendronephthya gigantea, 1287 nucleotides. Its product is annotated as glycerophosphodiester phosphodiesterase 1-like. NCBI's taxonomy places the organism in Eukaryota, Metazoa, Cnidaria, Anthozoa, Malacalcyonacea, Nephtheidae. Gene Ontology annotation, molecular function: phosphoric diester hydrolase activity. The record is from RefSeq and is a predicted model, not a curated record. Bases 6 to 863 code for a protein of 285 amino acids. Gene Ontology annotation, biological process: lipid metabolic process. The transcript is spliced from 6 exons.